This is a messenger RNA of Dromiciops gliroides (monito del monte), 3858 nucleotides long. RefSeq names its product NRDE-2, necessary for RNA interference, domain containing (gene NRDE2). Gene Ontology annotation, cellular component: catalytic step 2 spliceosome. Gene Ontology annotation, biological process: RNA processing; negative regulation of RNA catabolic process; regulatory ncRNA-mediated post-transcriptional gene silencing. Gene Ontology annotation, molecular function: protein binding. The record is from RefSeq and is a predicted model, not a curated record. Bases 54 to 3563 code for a protein of 1169 amino acids. NCBI's taxonomy places the organism in Eukaryota, Metazoa, Chordata, Mammalia, Microbiotheria, Microbiotheriidae. The transcript is spliced from 14 exons.
UUUCCCUUCCGUGCGUGUUACGGAGGGGGGGCCGACGGCCCUGGCCCGGAACCAUGGCCCUGUUCCCGGCCUUUGCGGGCGUUAGUGCGGCCCCUGAGUCCUCUGCAGGUGGCAGCUCAAGGAAGGAUUUAGACUGGUUGAGCAACCCAAGCUUUUGUACUGGAAGCAUACCAGCCCUACAACAAAAUACUGUGGAGAUUGCAGCCCUAACUUCUGAGAAGGAACUGAUCACAAGGAGCCCUUUGAGACCGGAGCUUUCAGAAGGCAGUGAUACAUACAAAAAGCUUAAACAAGCAAGUAGAAAAAAGAAGAAAGAAAAGAAGAGAAAGAAAAAACACCAGCACCAUAAGAAAACCAAAAAAAAAUAUGAGCAGUCUAGUGACAGUGAAUCGUAUUCAGCUACUGACUCUGAAAAGGAGACAUCUACAGGAGGCAUCAUUGACAGUAAAAAGGAAGUUGAGAAAACAAACAGUCAAGAAAAUAAUGCCAUUGACAAUAGUGGAAGUCGCUUUGUUUGGCUUGAUGACAUUCAGGCUCUGACAACAGAAACCUUCAGAACAGAUAAGAAACCAGAUCCAGCAAACUGGGAGUAUAAAUCUCUUUAUCGUGGGGAUAUAGCAAGGUACAAGAGGAAGGGUAACUCUUGCCUUGGCAUUAACCCAAAAAAACAACGUAUAUCUUGGGAAGGUACCUCCACAGAAAAGAAACAAUUGCAUAAGAAAUUUGAACGCUAUUUUUCUAAGAAAAGCGUGCGUUCAGUUAGCAUUGAUGGAGUUGCUAUUUGUAGCGCAGCUGAAGUAUUCUUACCUGAUCCCAGCCCAUUCAUACCAGUGAAAGACUCUGAUGAUGAAGUUCCACCUUCUACCUCAACUUGGGUCAAUCCUCUGGGAGUUUAUGAUAAAUCUACAACAUUGUGGUUACAAGGACAGGGUCCUUCAGACCAAGAGACAAAGCAGCCUGUGUCUCAGAAGGAUAGUGAAGAUGCUAUUCUAAAAGCUAAAGUAGAGGAAUUUAACAGAAAAGUCCGAGAGAAUCCCAGGGAUAUUCAACUAUGGCUGGAAUUUGUGUCUUUUCAGGAUGAAGUGAUGAAAGGACCCAGCCUAUACACCAUCAGUGAAGGAGAGCAAGAGUCUAGAAGAAAAUCACUGAAGCUAAUUCUGGAAAAGAAAUUGUCCAUUUUAGACCGUGCCAUUGAAAGCAACCAGAACAGUGUGGAACUGAAGCUUGCCAGACUAAAACUCUGUACAGAAUUCUGGGAACCAUCUACUUUGAUUAAGGAAUGGCAGAAACUGAUUUUUUUACACCCCAAUAAUACAGCCCUAUGGCAGAAAUACCUUUUAUUUUGCCAGAGUCAAUUUAGCACCUUUACAGUAUCCAAAAUUCACAAUCUGUAUGGAAAAUGCCUCAGCACCCUGGCAGCAGUACAGGAUGGGAGCAUCUUAUCUCAUCCAGCAUUGCCUGGAACUGAGGAAGCUAUGUUCGCACUCUUUCUUCAGCAGUGUCAUUUUCUGAGACAAGCUGGCCAUACUGAAAAAGCAAUUUCUUUGUUCCAGGCCAUGAUUGACUUUACCUUCUUCAAACCUGACAGUGUGAAAGAUCUCCCUACCAGGGGACAGGUGGAAUUCUUUGAGCCCUUUUGGGAUAGUGGAGAACCUCGGGUUGGAGAAAAGGGAGCAAGAGGCUGGCGAGCCUGGAUGCACCAGCAAGAAAGGGGUGGCUGGGUUGUUGUUAAGCCUGAUGAGGAUGAAGAUGAACCAGAGGAGGAUGACCAAGAAAUAAAGAAUAAGACUCUUCCCAAGUGGCAGAUCUGGCUCAGUGUCGAGCGUUCCCGUGAACAGAGGCACUGGCUGCCCUGGCGCCCUGACAAAACAAAAAAACAGACUGAUGAGGAUUGUGAAGACCCAGAGAGACAGGUGUUAUUUGAUGAUCUAGGGCUGUCUCUCAUAAAACUUUCUAACCCGGAUCUAAAAUUUCAACUGAUUGAUGCGUUUCUACAAUUUUUGGGAGUCCCUUCAGGCUGUAAUCUUCCAACUUCAUGCCUCUAUCUUGCCAUGGAUGAAAAUGGUAUUUUUGAUGAUGGGCUUUCUGAUGAAAAGCCAUUGACUUUUUCCAACCCAUCAUUUUCUGGGGUUAAUUGUGUAGGUCACAUGGACCAAAUGGACAGACAGGGACAGCGGAUGGGUCACUGCAAAGAAGGCGAGGAGUUCAUACAGAAUAUAUUUCAUCUUGUGUUGCCCCUAUUUUCAGGGAAAGAAAAAUCUCAUCUAUGCCUCUCAUGGUUACAGUAUGAAAUUGCCAAGGUCACUUGGUAUCUGCAAACCAAAAACAAGAAGAGACUGAAGACUCAAGGGAAAAAGUGCAAAAAACUGGCCAAGAAUCUCCUCAAGGAACCUGAGAACAGAAACAACUUUUGCCUCUGGAAAGAGUAUGCCCGUCUGGAGUGGUUACUUGGCAACACAGAAGAUGCCAGGAAGGUUUUUGACACAGCUAUUAGCAUGGCUGGGCCACAAGACUUAAGUUCUAGACUCUAUGACUUAAGUCUGCUCUAUGCUGAACUAGAAGUGGAACUCUCAGGGAACAUGGAAGGGUCUGCCACAUCCAGGGCAAUUCAUAUAUUAACUAAACUGACUGAGAAUGGGCCAUAUAUACCGUAUACUGGCCAGGUGUUACCUGUGAACAUUUUGAAAGCCCGAAAAGCCUAUGAGCACACACUUCAGAAGCAUCUGAAUGAAAGUCCAGCCUCUGACCCAUCUCCUGUUAAUUGUUCUGGUUAUCUCAUUAGCUUGGUUGGCUGCUUUAUGCUUUUCCAGUAUUUGACCAUAGGGGUUAAUGCUGCCAUGCAUGUAUAUAAGCAGGUGUUUGACAAACUUAAAGGGGCCAUUUCAUCAGAAUUCACAGGGACAGGUGCAAAUAUUGGAGCCCAAAAUUUGACCAAUACCCUCGAAGCUGUCACACUGAUGCACACGAAUCUACUCAGGUAUCACAUGAAAGUUAGUGUGUUCCCUUUGAAUCCCCUGCGAGAAGCACUUUCAGAGGCGUUAAAAUUGUAUCCGGGCAACCAGGUUCUUUGGAGGUCGUAUGUACAGAUCCAGAACAAGUCCCAUAAUGCUAGCAAGACAAGAAGAUUCUUUGAUGUCAUCAUGAGGUCUGCCGAAUCCCUGGAGCCACGGCUGUUUGCAAUCCAAGCUGAGAAAAUGAGAAAAAGGCUGGUGGAAGCUGUUCUGAGAGUAGAUGCUGGAGAAAUCCAUUCAACAAUUCCUGAAACAGGCUUAUCAAAUCGAAUCAAAGCCUUGUUUGAAAAUGCAAUCCAGAGUGAUAAUGGCAGCAACUGUCCCUUAUUAUGGAGGAUGUAUUUGAAUUUUCUGGUUUCUCUAGGAAACAAAGAAAGAAGCAAAGGUGUGUUUUAUAGAGCCCUUCAGCACUGUCCUUGGGCAAAGGUAUUAUAUAUGGAUGCAGUGGAUUAUUUCCCUGAUCAAAUCCAGGAAAUACUGGAUCUAAUGACCGAGAAGGAAUUAAGAGUUCGGGUGCCGAUAGAAGAGCUAGAGCUUCUCUUGGAAGAUUAAUGACAAAUGGAACAAGAGAGUUGGCGUCUCUAAACUGUCCUGUGAUAGCUUUGGAACACACAAAUUGAGAAACUUAGACUAGGACUGGGAAGCUGCUUUCCUUUUUUUUUUUCCCCCCCAGGACUUAUUGUUUAAAUUUUCAAGGGUUCUAGCCCAGUAAAAUGUAUUUUUAGCAUUCAACAGUCUCUCACAUCCUGCAUAUGUUUAUAUGCCCUUAUUUCCACAGAUACCAGUUAUUUUAAAGGUUAUAUAUGUGAAUAUCAUGUAUAUAAAUAUAUAUAUAUAUAAAUACAAA